GGCGGACCUAAGAGACAAGCACGAUCCUGAUUGGGCAGACCUGCUUCGCUAAAUGGCGGAGACACUGAGGCGGGUGCUGAGUGGCGGUAACGCGGCUGGGACCGGAGAGGACACCACGGCCGAGUCGGGGCCACCUGUGCUGCUGCUCGGCGCCCAGGGCUCCGGGAAGACGUCCCUAAUGUUCGCGACCGCGCUGGAAGCGGCGGGAGAAGGCUGCGGGCCUGUCCUCUUCCUGACCCGGAGGCCGCUUCAGAGGCUACCGCGCAGUACACGAGCAGCACGCGAGCCGUUAAGGCUGCAGAAGGUUCGAUUCCAGUACCCACCCUCAACUCUUGAGCUUCUCCAACUGCUAGCCUCCACCCAUGAGGUCCCAGGGCCUGCCCCCUGCCUUUUGCUGCUGGACGGCCUAGAAGAGUACCUAGCAGAAGAUCCCGGGACCCAGGAAGCCGCCUACUUGGCUGCACUGCUUCUAGAUACUGCAGCCUACUUCAGCCACCGACUGGGAUCCAAUCGAAGCUGCGGGCUCAUGGUAGCCCUUGAGACCCAAGUAGAAGCAGAUGGUGCUGAUGCCCCACAGCUGACUUUGCUUCAAAGGUAUUUUCCUGCCAAAUGUUGGCUGCAGCCAGAGGCACCAGGUCUGGGACAGCAAGGCUGCUUCCGAGCCUGCCUAGAGUUAGGCACGCCGGGCCCCAGAGCAGAGUGGACAUUUAAGUUCUUUCCCGAUGGAGAGAUGAAGAUCACCCCAUGGCCCACCCAGCCUACAAGCCCCAGCCCAGACAAGAAGAGUUCAAGUGCUGGAGGCCAGUCCUUAACCUCAGUAUGUGACAAUGUCUCUGGGCAGUUUCCUGGGCCUGGAACUGCAGGACAAGUGCAUAUGCAAAGACCUAAAGAAUAGAAAGUGGUUUUUCUCUUUAGAAAUUAGCAUUGUUGGGGGCCAGUGAGAGGGGUCAGUGGGUAAAGGUGCUUGCUACCAAGCCUGAUGCAAAUUUGAUCCGCAGGACCUACAUGGUGCAGGGAGAGAACCAGCUCCCACAGCGUGUCAUCUGAUCUCCAUACUGGGGCACUGAAACACGUUCACACACUAAUAAUAACAGUAAAUAAAAUAAAAUUUAGAAUAGAUAUA
Messenger RNA from Nannospalax galili (Upper Galilee mountains blind mole rat), 1123 nucleotides. It is a transcript of the gene Swsap1, whose product is annotated as SWIM-type zinc finger 7 associated protein 1. NCBI's taxonomy places the organism in Eukaryota, Metazoa, Chordata, Mammalia, Rodentia, Spalacidae. Gene Ontology annotation, cellular component: Shu complex. Gene Ontology annotation, biological process: double-strand break repair via homologous recombination. The transcript has 2 exons. Gene Ontology annotation, molecular function: single-stranded DNA binding. The record is from RefSeq and is a predicted model, not a curated record. The coding region runs from base 53 to 895 and encodes 280 amino acids.